AUGUUAUUUUGGGCGUUAAUUUUUUUGCUCAAUAGUGUUAAUGGAGAGGAGGAAAAACAGUUUGCCACCGUGCGACUGCCCAGUGGAUUUGUCAAAGGAGAAACUGUCCAGGCCGAAUAUGGAGUUGUGAAUGUGUUUAGAGUAAGAUUGGAGGAUUCUGGUAGGAACAAAAUUGUAAAAUACGACGUGAUCAGCAACGAAUGUAAUCACAAAUUUUUUCUGAAAAAUAGUGAUUUUUUACUUAAAAAAAGGUUGCCAAAGGCGGUUUGAAGAGUCGGAGAGCCUUGUGAGCCAUUUGGCAUUACUUGAAACAUCCUUUAAAAGACUAAUUCAUCCGAAAUUUUGUUGUUUUACCCAUCAAACCAACAAUUUUUUGUUAUUUCAGGGAAUUCCUUAUGCCGAGCCUCCAUUGUCAGGUCUCCGAUUCUCAUCUCCGCAUUCGAAGACGUCUUGGAGUGGAGUGUUCGAUGCUACCAAUUACCGGUCAUCUUGCAGUCCGAAUGUAACCAUUAUUCCGCGGGCCAAUGAUCGCCAGGAUGAGGAUUGUCUUUACAUCAAUGUCUAUGCCGAUACGAGAUGUAAUGUAAGGAAUUCAAUGUGUUUUAGCAAUAGAAAAGCUCAGUAAGGCAUUCGAGCUGAUUUUUUAUUGAUUAUGAGGCGUUUGCGAACGAGGGGAAGACUUGACCCAAAUUUGGUCAAGUCUUUCUCUCGCUGGAAAUGUGCCACUAGAUCGUUUGGAACUCGAUUGCUAAGUGUUUUGAGAAUGAUAGGAGUUUUGAAAUGCUUUUUUUCCACCUAUAUAGUAACGUCAUUAUCAAAUUUUACCCAUCUUUUUACACAAAAACUAAAUUUCUCCUCGUAUUUUAGGCUACUAAUAAAUGUCCCGUGGUGUUUUACGUCUAUGGAGGAUCGAACGUCUAUCUGAGUGCCACCAGAUUCAAUGAAACGGAUAUGGUUGAGAAGUUCGCGAGCCACGGAAUCAUCUUCGUCUUGCCCGCGUUUCGCCGCGGAAUUUUGGGAUUUCUGGAUCUCGGAAGGCCAUUCGAUGAUGCUCCCUAUAAUGUAGGAGUCUAUGGUGGGUUAUGCUAUCCUUUUUUGGCCCUAAAAAUGUACAGGGUGUUUCAAGAAAUUCCCCGGAAAGUAAUCGUCGAUUUCUCGGCGCUCAGUCAAGAUAUCCAAAAAAAUUCUUUUGCAUAAUAAAGAAGAAUAUGGGCGGUUUUUUGCCUAUGAAAAUCAUUUUCUCCGCCAACGCGGAAAGCAGUGUAUUCGGCGGAGACUUUUGGGCACUUUUUUGGUCAUCACACCCAUCUUAAACGCUUUUUUAUGGUUUCUGAUGGUUGAAAUGAGGAUUGUUUGCUGAUUUUUGCGUUUAUCAAGCGUUCACUGAAGGUACGGCAGCUGCUCGUCGUAUCUUAACUCAGCUAUGGACAAGAAAUAGCCCAACACAAUUCCUAUGGUUUGGCAAGCAUUCUCUGCAGGUGUCGUAAACCCUCAAAAAUCUUGUCGCCAAGCCUUGUGACAACGUUUAGCCAUCGAGAAACAACUUGGUUCACUGGAAAACAACAGAAUAUUUUUUUUUUAAUUUCUCUUUGCCAUGCUGUUUCGAAAAUCCGCACGGUGCGCUCCGACUUUAUCGACGUUGCAGCGACUGCAUUGCACCGUGCAGUUGCUUAAUUGGAUCGCAUAGCAUUGUAGCCGGCCAUUUUAUCCAUUGUGCAAAAAAUUUGAAGACUUUCUGGAUGCCUAAGUGUCGCAAUAAAGCAUUAAAAAUUCGUGUGAUAACCAAAAAAGCGUCCAAAGGUCUCCGCCGAAUACACUGCUUUCCGCGUUGGCGGAGAAAAUGAUUUUAAUAGGCAAAAAACCGCCCAUAUUCUUCUUUAUUAUGCGAAAGAUUUUUUUUGGAGAUCUUGACUGAGCGCCGAGAAAUCGACGAUUACUUUCCGGGGAAUUUCUUGAAACACCCCGUAUAAUAACAAAGGAAAUUUUGUAAAUUUUAAUUAAUUCGCCUAAUUCCAGACCUCCUAAUGGCCCUUCGAUUUGUCCAACGAGAAUUACCUGCAAUCGGAGCGGACACCAAGAGAAUUACGGGAUUUGGGCAUAUGAGCGGCGCGGGGAUCUUGAGUUUGUUGAUGGUGUCGCCGGCUGUGGAGGACAAGGCCUUUGAGCGGAUCGUUUUGUGCAGCCCAAUGCCAACUUUGGGACCUCAUUUUAAUCAAUUGCUCAGCGAACAGAGCUUGGAUCGCUCACAUGUGAGUUCAAAAUUACAUGGAAAUUCGAUAAUUAUCAUGAUGAAAAAUUUUUCCAAAAAAUAUGUCAUGAUGACAUAUUUUUUUGAAUUUUAAAUUUUGCUGAUUUUGGCAAGAAUUCAUGCAGAAUAAGUUAUAACCGGUUGUAAAACACCCUUUCAGUGUGCAAUCCGCCAUGGCAAAGUCAUGGAAAUCCGCGAUCGUCUGCAAUGCCUGAGGGAAUUACCUUUCCAAGAGUUGGUCCAAGCCUCGAUGGAGUCCAAUUUCCUCUACAAAAGAGUCCUCCCACAGUCUGACGACUUCAUUUUUCCCGCAAACACAACCUCAGCGUUGUUUAGAGAUUGGAAAGUGAGAAGAUUUAUAUUUUUUUAGGUCAUCGCUGUAUUAUACUUGAUAAAAAAGUGGGUUUUUAAAGAAUUUUUAAAGGUUUUACUAUGUAAUUACGCUAUUUCCAGCCAAUCCCAAUGAUUGUUACCGUGACCAAGAAUGAGAUGCCGCUGUCCGCGUUCUCGGACGGCUCCAUCCUCGAGGCAUGCGUAAUAUUCUGCCGGAUGCUCGGUUAUAUCAGAGAAGCGACGGUUGCUGAGUGCGUACGAGAGUACAAAGACACUACAGAACAUACGGAAGCCAUGGCCAAAGAUGCAUUCCAUUCCAUUGCGUAUAUGUAAGCAAAAAUCGAUUAUGAUGCCAUUUCAGUCAAAUACAACAUAAUUUUUGACGAAAUUCUUGCAGAAUUUUUAUUGUAAAUACUCUACACUGUUUUUUUAGAUCGUGUUUUACAUUUCAGGCUGGCCAUAAUGAACCAGAAAGUCGGCGGGCAAUCGUUUUUCUCCGUUUUCACCCAAGACGGAGCAAAUUUUCAUGCAGCGGACUUAAUGUACCUGUUGGGUCUUCAUCGCCGGUCUCUAAUGAGCAAUCAUACCAUCGAGAACGAAUAUGAGGACCAACUGAUGAAUGAUUUUUACCCUGCGAUCUUCAGGAACUUUAUUUUGGGCAGUGAUACACCUCUUGAUGGUAAGUUAUGAAUUUUACCGGGAAAUGAGUGGGUUAUCCUCAAUCGCAUAUCAAUCAUUUCUUUGGAAUGUGCCGUAUUUUACAAUUUCAGCCAAAAAAUCUGUACUUUUUCACAAAAUUUUGAUCAAUUUCGACGAUUUUUACUAUAAAUCCUCUCGCACCGUGCAUUUAUUUUCUCGUUUCGAAGGAAAAGAAAAGGAGAGAAAGCGGGCAAGUGUUUGAAUAGUCGAGAGGAAAGCGCGCUCGCCUCCCACUCGGAAGGUCGGGGGUUCGAGUGCGGGCGCUGUGAUGAACAAUUGUAGCCAAUUCUUUGCAUAAAGUUCUUGAUGACACAAAUGAUAGGUCGGAGCGCAACUUUUUAACUUAUUUUUUGCCAAAUUUGGCGCCUGGAGUUUUAGGCCGCACUUUGAAAAAGUCGUCAAGAUUUUUAGGACAAAAAUAAAAAAAACACUAUUUUUUAUUAUUUUUCCCAAUUUUAGGUUGGUCUCCAGUGAAUCACCAGGGUCGGAAUUAUCUCUCGACCGCUUUCCGGACCACUGGUGGCGAGAAUAACCUGACCAUCGUCCGCAGACCCCUUCUCCACCCUGGAGAGACCUUCAACGAGCAGGCCGUCGACUUUUGGUUGAAUAAAUUGGCCAGUGUUGAAGCCGAAGCCAAUAAUGGGGAGAAUCAGGUAAGAAAGUCUGAACAACAGUCUCGAAUUUUACAAUUACUUUUUAAUUUCGAACGCAAAAUUUGAAAAUUUUUGGAAAAAUUUUUGCCAAAACUGUAAGUAUCCGUACAGAACCAGGUGGUUUUUAUUCGAAAUUUGCCUUGAUGCCCCGGAUCGAGAGAGAAAUUUCGCAUAAAAAAGAAAAAAAGGCGCAAAAAUAUUGUAAUAGGCAAUUUUUGAUCAAAAAUGUCUUGUGUAAUAUUUAAUGAUCGAAUUUUUGAUGUCAAAAUGGUUCCUGGAUGAUCGUGAAGUCCUCCAAAAUACGAAUUGUGAUUAUUUUUUUCCAUCGAAAAUUUAUUUUGGCCUAGUUUUUCUCAAAGAUCAAAUUGAGCCUAUAACAUCAAAAAAAUCCCAAAUGUGAAGGUAAGAUACGUUAUCUCAAAUGUUGUACUCCAUCUUUAAAGUAAUUCACUCUUUUUAACGCCCAUUUUUGCAGCCAAGUCUUCCGAUUGGCCCUCAAAUCCCGGUAAUUCCGCUGCCCAAGGACAAGGAUCCCCAGUUUACAAUUUUGUUCUGGGUGAUCCUCGGGAUCGCCUGUGUGUUGGCGAUCGCAGUCGUCCUGCUCGUGCUGCCUUGCUUCUCUCAUCGCGACUAUGAAGAAUAA
Bursaphelenchus xylophilus (pine wood nematode) is the source of this 4576-nucleotide messenger RNA. The record is from the annotation of a GenBank genome assembly. Lineage: Eukaryota; Metazoa; Nematoda; Chromadorea; Rhabditida; Aphelenchoididae.